Messenger RNA from Penicillium chermesinum, 1284 nucleotides. Its product is annotated as aldehyde dehydrogenase family protein. The coding region runs from base 1 to 1284 and encodes 427 amino acids. Gene Ontology annotation, molecular function: aldehyde dehydrogenase (NAD+) activity. The transcript has 5 exons. NCBI's taxonomy places the organism in Eukaryota, Fungi, Ascomycota, Eurotiomycetes, Eurotiales, Aspergillaceae. The record is from RefSeq and is a predicted model, not a curated record.
AUGUUCAACGCAGUCCGAACCAUCUCCCCCGCCACCCACGAAGUCAUCUUUGAGCACCCGGGUCACUCUCUCGCUGAAGCGACCAAGAUUGCCACAGCCUCCAAGGUUGCCUUUCAGUCAUGGCGCAACACAACCCUCGAUGAGAGAAAGGCCAUUGUGAAGAAGGCAUUGGACCACAUUGAUUCGAACAUCGACGUGCUUGCCAAGGAGGUCACUCUGCAAAUGGGUCGUCCAAUCCGCUUCCCCGCUGGCGAGAUCAAGACUGCGCGCAUGCGCGCCGAACACAUGAUGGAUAUUGCGGAAGAGAGCCUGGCAGAUCUUCCUGGAAAGCCGGAGGCCAACUUCAAGCGCUUUGUUAAGCGUGUCCCUGUUGGCCCAGUGCUGAUUGCUUCUGCUUGGAACGUCCCUUUAUACGGAGAGCGCAUGGCCGAGGCUUUCACUGCUGCUGGCCUUCCCAAAAACGUUCUUCAAGUCCUUCACAUUGGCAGCUUGGACGUUCUGGACCAGGUUGCUGCCCUUCCUGAGGUCCAGUCGGUCUCUUUCACUGGAUCAACAUACGGUGGCCUGCGUCUGCGCCAGGCUACCGCUGGUCAAGUGAAGCCUGUGAACCUCGAGCUUGGCGGUAAGGACGCUGCCUACGUCCGCCCAGAUGUUGAUGUGAAGGAUGUAGCGGAGAACCUCGUUGAUGGUGCUGUUUUCAACAGUGGACAGAGCUGCUGCUCCGUUGAGCGCGUCUAUGUCCACCAGAAGGUAUACGAUGCGUUCUUGCACGCUGUGCAGGAGGAGCUCAAGAACUACAAGCUUGGUGACCCCAACGACCCUGAAACCAAUAUCGGCCCGGUCAUCUCCGACGCGGGGAAGAAGAAGAUCCAGUCUCACGUCGAAGAUGCCCUGUCCAAGGGCGCCACUGCUACCAAAGGCAACUGGCUCGCCCCUAUCGUUCUCACCAACGUCAACCACAGCAUGAUCACCAUGAAGGAGGAAACUUUCGGCCCUGUCAUGCCUAUCAUGAAGGUUGCGGAUGAUGACGAGGCGAUCGCCUUGAUCAACGACAGUGAUUACGGCUUGACCGCCAGUGUGUGGACCAAGGACUUCGAUGCCGGCGAGAAGAUUAUCGACCGCAUCGAAGCCGGUACCGUUUUCAUUAACCGCUGUGAUUACCCUGCCGCUGAUCUGGCAUGGACCGGCUGGAAAUCCUCUGGCUUGGGCUCAACUCUUGGUCCCCGAGCCUACGACGGCUUUACCAAGUUAAAGAGCUACCACAUUAAGGGUGUCUCUGCGUAA